GAGAGGGGGAGAAAGCAGCGAGUGAAUGUGGCUCAGAGAGGGGCAACAACACCUGCUGUCUUCAGCUCAGAUUCACCAGGCAAAACAGCAGUCUGCCUCUCCGAGUGAUGGACUCCAAGGAGGACAAAGAAGCCAGAAAAACAGGCCCAAACAAAGGCCAAGAAACUCCAGGAUCUCCACGUUGCAGAGGAAAUCUCACAAAGCAAAACUGUCAAUAUUGUAUGUGCGGGAUGACAAACACAAAGUUUGUGUCGUGAGUGGGAGAAAACAAGAGCGUCGUGGUAAAAAAUGUGAGCUUCUGUGUAGAACCGAGGGAUAAAUGACUGGAAUAUUCAGCAAACUGGCUGCAAAGAUCAACUAGAGUGCCAAGACUGAAAGGAAGGGAACAAACACAAUAGACGCCCCCCCCUACCUCAACCCCUCUUUUAUCCUUUUCCAUCCAGGACCCAUGGGCACUCUGCCAACUUGGAAUCUUAAGAACUCAUUCAAAGAAAGCCAAAGAAAGGGACUUGUUUAAAACCAGGAGCCAUUCUCUAACAGUCUCUUGUUUUUCCUUACAUUUCCCACGUGAAGAGGGAUUUCUGGUUGCCGUUUUCUCUGACACCGCAUCUGAGGAGGGGAGAAAGAGAGGGGGGUGAAGGUGGUGGUGGUGGUGGGGCUAGAAUUGCCAUUCAUGUAACGUUUCGUCAGAUUGGUGUUUUGAGAGUAUUGUGAGCGAGCGAUCUCUCUCCUGAGCCCCUUUUCUCCCUCUCACGCUCUCUCUCUCUCUCUCUCUCAGUUUUCAUUCUGCUUUUACUCCCUCUGUCUUCUCACUCUCGCUCCCGCUCACAUAGUAACUCCUCCCCCCCCCCACUACCCAUUGUCUCUCCGUACAGUAUUAGGCUGAGGAGAUGCCAUACUUGGUCCAGCGAGGGACGCAGGAGAGGGAGAUGGAGGUGUUUAAAAAAAUGCAUCACUCCAGUACAAAUGGAGCAGCAGCAACAGCAAACACAACACCUGCAGCUACCAAAGCCUGGGUGACACUUGAAGGUCUGAGGAGGAUCCAGAAGAUACCGAGAUGCCUGACCCGAGCAGCUUGACUGAUGAUGACCUCAUGGCCAUGCUACUCAAAUAUGGGGUUAAAGCUGGGCCUAUUGUUGGCUCUACCAGGACCUUGUAUGAGAGGAAGCUCAAGAAACUGCUUCAGUCUGAUGGACAUGACCGAUUAAAUGGAGCAGAGAAAGCUGCGCUUUACUCAGACGGUGAAGAGGAAGAGUCGGGCUCAGAAAAACAAGAAGCAGUUGAACAGUCAGCCCAACAAGAGAACAGCCAGAAUUGCAGUUAUGCAUAUCCACAGUGUUUUUUGCCCUCAUCACACUUGUUUCCUCAGGAACCUGUGAAAGAUAUACUGAAGGACCUCUUUCCAGACACCAAUACCACACCCACAGGAAUCUACGCCACUUGUCGGAGACCUAUCAAGGGUGCAGCACAGAGACCUAUCCAGUAUGCAUAUCCAGACACUCCUAUCAGUCCCAUGACCCUGCAGAGACAGGAGGUGGAGCGCCGUCUUGUACCCAUCCAGAUACAAAUUUUUGUAUUCCUCAUUGUGGCAUGCAUCGUAUAUGUUCUUUUUGUUAAUGUUGAGGAUGCCGCUUUGUUUUGAGCUUGCUGGACAGCCUAAGCCAGGGGUCAGACAGUAAGGAAGGGUUUUUGCUUCAGGCAGAGACACUUGACACACAAGCAGGCUCUGAAUAAGAUCAACUUUGCAGUUUCUUAUCCCUCUGCAAUAUUUUAUAGAUCUAAGGAUUGCUUGUUUGACAAUGUAGGUCACGAUGACAUAAUUUAAGCAAUUUUUAUGUGUUGGACGCAUUUGUUUGUCUGAAUGAGAGCAAACGUCAAAGUCCAGUUUUACAUUUUUCUAUGUUUUCCUUGUGGAUGUGUUGACGUGCUAUAGUCCCUUUAGAAACAAGUGCUAAAGCACAGUUUGUGAGGGACAGAUUUUUAAAGAAUUUUUAUUUUUUUCUAUUACCUAAACAAAACUGUAUAAUGCAAAUGGUGCCUUUUUGAAUGGGUUUGUGUAAUUUCUAUGUGUGUUUUAAAUAGUUAAUAUUUCAAUAAAGACUCUUUUGCUUAA
Messenger RNA from Acanthochromis polyacanthus (spiny chromis), 2113 nucleotides. It is a transcript of the gene lemd1, whose product is annotated as LEM domain containing 1. Lineage: Eukaryota; Metazoa; Chordata; Actinopteri; Pomacentridae. The record is from RefSeq and is a predicted model, not a curated record. The transcript is spliced from 8 exons. Bases 1058 to 1642 code for a protein of 194 amino acids.